This is a messenger RNA of Pseudozyma flocculosa PF-1, 1194 nucleotides long. RefSeq lists its product as uncharacterized. The transcript has 3 exons. NCBI's taxonomy places the organism in Eukaryota, Fungi, Basidiomycota, Ustilaginomycetes, Ustilaginales, Ustilaginaceae. The record is from RefSeq and is a predicted model, not a curated record. The coding region runs from base 1 to 1194 and encodes 397 amino acids.
AUGUCCAUCAACCGCAUCACAAAGACCAUCGUCGCCACCGGCGGCCACUCGGGCCUCGGCCUCGAGGCACUCAAGUCGCUGCUCAACUCACCCUACACCUCCACGACCAACUGCCACCUCAUCCUCUUCGCCAGAGACCCAUCGGCAGACCAUUGUCAGAGGGCCAGGCGCGAGCUGCUCCAAAACGCCUCGGCAUCCCCAGACAAGAGCCUCACCGUCGAUCUGAGGCGCAUGGACCUCGCCUCGCUCGCCUCGGUCCGAACGGCCGCUGCUUCGCUCUGCAACGAGCUCAAACAGGCUCACGGCGGCCGCAUCGAUCUCCUCCUCCUCAACGCCGCCGUCGCAAAGUCGCAGAGGCUGCUGGUGCAAGAUGAUGACGACCACUCGGCCCACCCCGACCAGCUCAAGGACGCCCAGGCCCGGUACGAAAUGACCGCCUGCGUCAACCACGUCGCCCACCUCGUCCUUCUCAAGGAACUCGAGCCGGCCAUACUCCGCUUCGCCUCACAUCCAGCCUCCAUGGCAGGCAUCAGCCCUUCGCCGCCAAAGACGCGCAUCGUCUUCACCGGCAGCGCCCUGCACCGCUCCGUCAAGGACACUGCCGCCCUCGACGACCUCUUCGCAGCAUCCCAACACGAACGACCCGCCGCCGACUGGAGCCUGAUGCGCUCGUACGGUCACUCAAAGUUCCUACAGAUGCUCGGCAUCCGCGCCUACCGUCGCAAGCUCGCCCAGACCCUCGAGCAGCACGGCAAGUCGAGCCAUCGGGCCGUCGACAUCGUCGUGGUCCAGCCCGGCUUUGUGCCCUCGACUGGCCUGAGCCGAGAGACGGGGUGGCUCAGCAGGCUCGCCAUGUCGUACAUCUUGCCCCUCUUCCCCUUUGCCACUUCUCCAACGCAGGCCGGCUCCUGGAUCGCAAGGGCUUGCUACGUUGACCUAGACCAGGACGCUGCCACGGCCCAGACCCCGGCAGCCAGCCAUGACGGCGACACGGACGGUGACGAUGCAGACGGCUGGACGAGCAACGAGGGCACGGUCAGGGCGGCGCUGCUCGAAAAGGCCGGCCCAGAUCAGGCUUUUGCCAGGCCGGACAAGAGGACAGCCGACGUGACGCUCCAGGACAAGUGGUGGCCCACGACCUGCGAUUCCGCCGGCACUGGUCAGCCCGUGUCCCCUGCGGACCCCUUGGGCUGA